Nerophis ophidion (straightnose pipefish) is the source of this 1737-nucleotide messenger RNA. RefSeq names its product neuronal acetylcholine receptor subunit alpha-9. Gene Ontology annotation, cellular component: synapse; neuron projection; postsynaptic membrane. Gene Ontology annotation, biological process: chemical synaptic transmission; signal transduction; nervous system process. Gene Ontology annotation, molecular function: transmembrane signaling receptor activity; acetylcholine-gated monoatomic cation-selective channel activity. The coding region runs from base 75 to 1616 and encodes 513 amino acids. The record is from RefSeq and is a predicted model, not a curated record. NCBI's taxonomy places the organism in Eukaryota, Metazoa, Chordata, Actinopteri, Syngnathiformes, Syngnathidae. The transcript is spliced from 6 exons.
GGCAGGACGGGCGAGUGAUCCUACGUCAGCGUCUGGUCCUCUCAGCACAACGUCAGCUCGCUCCUUGGAAGAAGAUGAAGAUGUUGUGCAGCUGCUCCCUCCUCGUCCUGCUCCUCUUUCUUCCAGCAUGCCGGUCCGCUCACGGUCGUUACGCCCAGAAGCUCCUGAGCGACUUGUUCUCCAACUACACCAACGCCUUGCGUCCUGUGGCGGACACGGACCACGUCAUCAACGUGACGCUGCAGGUCACGCUGUCGCAGAUCAUCGACAUGGACGAGAGGAACCAGAUCCUGACCACUUACCUGUGGGUCCGCCAGGUGUGGAUGGACGCCUUCCUCACCUGGAAGAAGGACGACUACGAUGGCCUGGACGCCAUCCGCAUACCGAGCAGCUACGUGUGGCGGCCCGACAUCGUCCUGUACAACAGUGCAGAUGACGAGUUCUCCAGCUCCAUGGAGACCAACGUGGUCCUGCGCAACGACGGCCAGGUCAUGUGGGACCAGCCGGCCAUCACCAAGAGCUCGUGCUCGGUGGACGUGGCUUUCUUCCCCUUCGACAUGCAGCAGUGUCUCCUGACCUUCGGCUCCUGGACUCACAACGGCAACCAGAUGGACUUGUUCAACGCCUUGGACAGCGCGGACUUGGCGGACUUCAUCCCCAACGUGGAGUGGGAGAUUCUGGGCAUGCCGGCCAAGAAGAACGUCAUCCAGUACGGUUGCUGUUCAGACCCGUACCCGGACAUCACUUUCACGCUCCACCUGAAGAGGAGGAGCUCCUUCUACAUCUUCAACCUCCUCAUUCCCUGCAUGAUGAUCUCCUUCCUGGCUCCGCUCGGCUUCUACCUGCCGGCCGACUCUGGAGAGAAGGUCUCCUUGGGGGUCACGGUCCUGCUGGCCCUCACCGUCUUCCAGCUGCUCGUGGCUGAGAGUAUGCCGCCCUCAGAGAGCAUCCCCUUGAUUGGAAAGUACUACAUCGCUACCAUGACGAUGGUUACCGCGUCAACAGCCCUCACCAUCUUCAUCAUGAACAUCCAUCACUGCGGCUCAGAGGCCGGACCCGUGCCAGCUUGGGCCGAGCGCUUCAUCCUCAAACACCUGGCCCGGAUCUGCUUCGUCUACGAGGUGGGGGACAACUGCCUCAGCGGGGGGGUCUCCCGCAGGAAGCCGCCGUCGGGGGAGGAGUCAAGCGAGGCCGGCAGCUGCAACGGGAGGAGGUGGGCGCAGAACUACGGGCACGACGUCCCAAACAAGAGCGAUCGGAAAGACGACCCGCUCGUCAGCGUCCACCACUCGGAGGAGGGCGGAGCUGCCGGGCGAGGUGACGGCCAGGGGGAGGAGCCAAAGAGCACCGGCGGCGUGUCGGUGGAGCCAAAGGGAGAGGGAGGGGUGAGCGCGGAGGACAGGAAGGAGCAGAGGAAGCUGCAGUGCGCGUGUCACCUUCAGGGACUGCACAGGAACGUGGAAUACAUCGCCGGUUCCUACCAGGACCAGCGAGCGGCGCAACUCCGCAUCGGCGAGUGGAGGAAGGUGGCCAAGGUGAUGGAUCGCUUCUUCAUGUGGCUCUUCUUCAUCAUGGUCUUCUUCAUGAGCAUCCUCAUCCUGGGAAAAGCCGUCUGAGGGGGCGCGUCACGCCAUGACCUCACUGCUCGCCAUCGCCCCGAGUUCAGUUCAAUGUCCGAUUGCUUUAUUUCACGCCUAAAACAAAGUGAUAAUUAUAAAGUUAUCAUUGUGUCCAACA